GAUGUAUGUAUCUCAUGGAUCCUUAUGAAACUUUUAGAAUUGGGAAAACUUCCGGUUAGUGUCGAGAAACUUUUAAAUCGACCACACCUACUCAACAGUAUCUUUUUCAGAAUUUCCUGUCGAUUAUCAUCUUAGGGAUUGUCAGGGAACUGUUCAGGAAGAGAGGUACAUAGGCUCAUCAUUUUUCGUGAAAAACAACCUAAAAAAGCUCUCCAAGGCUAAGUUGGCUAACAACACGCACGUAAACGCACGGUAUCCUUUUGUUAUACCAGCCAAUCACGAUACAUGCUCACUGGACAUCGUUCAAGCAAUAUUAUAUGACGGCUGGAGAGCAGAUCAACUUCAGGUGUUCUUCAUGCAAAGACAGUUACCCCGACCAAAAUAUGGAUAGCGUCUUCGACAGAAGUUAGCAUAAAUGCCUGAGAAAGAAGUUUUACUGCCAUUGGAGUUAUGGCGGGUUGUAUUAAAGCACCUUUCAGUGCUAGAUUUGUGUCGAUGUUCGCAAGUUUGCCAAGAGUGGAGGGAGCUUGUGAAAAGUUUGGAUUCCACUCGUUGGAAAGAACUCUUCUUGGCGUCCAAGCGUUGGAAACAUCCCAACUGGCCAAAUUACACACAAAAAGAACCUUCUUCAUGGAAAGAUACAUAUAAGAUUCAUUAUAUGGCUUCAAAACAAUGGGUGAAUAGGAGUGUAGAAGUUCGUUGUGCCCCUUGCUUAUAUUUGUUUAGAAGAAGGCUCGAAAGACGGCGUGUUCUUCGAGUUGGACGUGGAAGAGAAUUUCUGACCAUUAAAAGCGCAAUAGCUGUGGCAGCGCCAUUUGACUGUUUACUUCUUAAUGCUGGUGUGUACGACGAACAGCAUGUACUGAGCGUUAAGUUUCCGAUCGAGAUUUGCGGUGAAGGACAACUGGGAGAUGUUCAUUUACAGAUUCCUAUUGAACAACAAGCUUCGACAACACGGAUUCAAAAUAUUAUUCUACAACCCGGUGUACAGAGGUCACAGAAUCCCCUGCCUGUUAUUUUGAAGGUUGGGACUGGGCAUGUUCAGUUGGAUAACUGUGUUUUGGAACAUGGCCAGGUUCAAGUGUCAUCACCUGGAAGUAUUGUCAUUCGUUACUGUACCUUUAAUAAUGCUUUUGUUACAUUGCGUUCUGUUGGUUACAGCAGAAUUGAAAAUUGCAAGUUUAGCACGGAUGAAACCUCUGCUGUGAUCAUAGAAGGGCUUCCACCAAUUUCACGACCCAGGCCAAUAUCCAGACCUGUUGAUGACUGGAUGAUAUCCAACGGUAUUGACUCUCUUGGUCUGGAAGACUUGUACGACCUGUCAGUCGUUGAUGGGGAGGUGGGGGCACGCAAUGGUCUGAAGGCAAUUCCAGACAAAGGUGUACAGCCACUGAAUAGCAAAUGUCCUCCAGUUGGUACAAAAAGGAUUGACAGUCAACCAAAAGGUAUCAAUAGCAGCCAAUUGACUGCUCCUACCAGUGACACCUGCCAAUCUAAAAAUCCUCAAAGCAUUGGUUGUGAUUCCCGCCCAAGACGAUACUACCUGGAUACACAAUGCCGUGACAUUGUGAGGUCCAUACAUGGUUGCAUUAUAAGAAAUAACUGCUUUUGUGUUGGCAAGGGAGCAGUGCUUGUCAGGCGCAGGGGACAUGCCUGGAUUGAAGGAAAUGAAAUUGGCCGUUUGUCACAUGGUGUGAAAUGUCUUGCAGGUGCCAAAGUCAUCAUUUUGAACAACAGAAUUCACAAUUGUGGAACAUCUGGGAUAUUUUUCAGAGAGAGAUCCACUGGUUUAGUUGCUGGAAACCACAUUUAUGGGAACAAAGAGGCUGGAGCAGACAUACGAAGUGGCUCAGAUCCAAUUUUACAACACAACCAUAUUCAUAGUGGGAAACGAUCUGGAGUGGUCAUCUUAGAUCGUGGCAAAGGUGUCAUAAGGGACAAUGACAUUUAUGACAAUAAAGAAGCAGGAGUUUAUAUUCUUUACAGAGGAAAUCCUAUUGUCAAGCACAACAGAAUCUGGGCCGGCCGUGCAGCAGGCGUGGCUGUCACGGAAGAAGGAAGAGGUCACAUCCUCUACAAUGACAUCUGUGGCAUGGAGUGGGGAGGUGUUGACAUUCGUAAUGGUGGCAACCCUGAGGUCACAAACAACUGGAUCAGGGAUGGGCAUGCUGAUGGUAUUGUCAUUGGGGAGGGUGGGAAGGGAGUCAUUAUGGACAAUGAUAUUCGAGGCAACAGUGGUUGUGGGGUCUGGAUCCUAACUGUGUCUAAACCACUUGUCUAUGGAAAUCGUAUUGUGGACUGAGGUGACAGUGGGGUGGCACUUGUUAGUAACAGUGAUCUUCACCAUGACAACCAACAACUCAGUUCACAGUUUGCACAGUCAGAGCAAGAGGAACAGCAAAUUCAGCCUCUGUUCUUUGAUGAAGAUUUGUCCUCUACCUCAAACUUUGAAGACCACGAGCAAUCAGUUGACUUGAAUGGUCCUCGACCAGACAAGAAUUUCGCUUGUGUUGAUAAUAAUACGAUCUUUGACAAUGCGGGACAUGGGAUCCACUUUUCCGGAAGUGAAGGUCUGCUCAUCCGGGGCAAUAACGUUUAUAACAACGAAGGUUGCGGUAUUAGCAUCGCCAAGCCAGCGGAGAUUACCAUUCAAGAUAAUAGUGUUUGUAGGAACAGCAGCUCAGGUGUCUGCAUUGAAAUUGGCUGCGCUGCCAAUGUCAGCGGUAAUGGUAUCUAUGGAAACCGAAAGCAUGGUAUCGUUGUAUCUGGCAAAGGACUAAUUAAGGAAAAUGAUUUGUUUUGUAAUGCAAUGAGCGGCGUUGAACUCCGAGGACCAGGAGACCCUUACAUUACUCGAAACCGCAUCCAAUCCACGGAUAGCUAUGGAGUGAAUAUUAUGGAAAAUGCACGAGGGUACGUGGACAGCAACGAUAUCUACCAGUGCACAUCACCAGGAAUAUAUCAACACCCAGACAGCACAGUACUGGUUAUAAAUAACCGUAUUAUUCCAGUAAAUACCAAAAAUGGCUGUCAAGUCUGUAUUGUCAACCGAGAUACCAACGAAUGUAGCCAUGACCCUGAGGGACUUGAUCUGGACUCACCUCCUCGCCCCCUGUUGCCUAAUAAGGAGAACAAAUUUCCCAGGCCUCCCGUGUCACGUUUGUCGAUGUCAACCUCUGGAAAUGGUCAUAUAGUGGCCGGGAUGGCCUCAUGUCACGGACGGAGCCGGUUUUGUGUCAUUUCAUGAUAAUUAUUUUUCCCUCGGGAGAAUACGACUUACCUAAGAUUUUCCACAACAAGCCAUUCAUUUUACAAACCGGAUUAUAGGAAGUAUAUUUUCAAGAAAGUAGCUACUUUAGUAAUUUCCUUAACUGUAAGUAUUGGUUUACAGCCCAGGAAGGGAACUUCAAUCACGAUUGAAGUUUCUCGUCGACUCAUUGUACUUUCCUCUAGUAAGACCUUCGGUGAUUACCACUGUGUCUUGUUCUCUUUUUUAACUGAGUGUAUUAUAGCUGAUACGUUAUAAAAUUAACGUUUAGAGACACGGUUGUAUCUACUUUACUUAUGUGUGAAGCUUUUCAAUCCCCUUUGCUUCUCAUAAGGCUAAACAAGUUGAAUCUAAAUGAUGAAGUACUGAAUAUUGUUGAAGAGUAAGAAAAAAUCUUGCUUAAUAAACAACGCCAAGGUGGUGUACGUUUCAAAUUU
Molecule: messenger RNA, 3705 nt
Organism: Stylophora pistillata
Lineage: Eukaryota; Metazoa; Cnidaria; Anthozoa; Scleractinia; Pocilloporidae
Biological process (GO): regulation of apoptotic process; ubiquitin-dependent protein catabolic process
Molecular function (GO): protein binding
Source: RefSeq, a predicted model, not a curated record